AUGUCUAAAGUCCAAAUACUGAGAUCUGUAGUGAACCAGAGACUGAAUGCUGUCGUUGAAGAGGUUUUUGAGCUGUUUGAGAGAACAAUAGCAGAGUACGAGGAGCAGCUGAGAGCAUCUAAAGAGGAAAACCAUCGACAGCAGAAACUACUGGAUGCUGUUUUAAACCCUGAGAUCCAGUUACACAGAGCAGUUUUUCCAGAGGAUGUCCUCCAGCUUUCAGUGAGUGAAGAAAAGGAUCCCCCUAAGAAGCAGCGGGAGAGAAGCUACAAUCUGAAACAAGAGAUUACUGAGCCUCCACACAUUAAAGAGGAACCAGAGGAUCAGUGGAGCAGUCAGGAAGGAGAGCAACUUCAAGGACCAGAGGAGACAGAUAUGAUCAGGUUCACCCUUUUCCCUGUCCCUGUGAAGAGUGAAGAUGGUGAAGAGGAACCUCAGUCCUCACAGCUUCAUCAAACAAAAACUGAACAGAUGGAAACAGGAGAUGAUGGAGAGGCCUGUGGAGGACGAGCAGCAGUCAUGUACUCUAAUCCAGAGAGAGAUUCACAACCAGAGACUAAGGUGAAGACUGAAGACUCCUCUGAACCUGAGACAGAUGACAGUGCUGACUGGGAGAAGGCAAAACACCAGAAAGUCAUCUUAGAGAUCAUAUGA
Molecule: messenger RNA, 654 nt
Organism: Cheilinus undulatus (humphead wrasse)
Lineage: Eukaryota; Metazoa; Chordata; Actinopteri; Labriformes; Labridae
Exons: 3
Coding region: 1-654 (217 amino acids)
Source: RefSeq, a predicted model, not a curated record